This is a messenger RNA of Vitrella brassicaformis, 5094 nucleotides long. The record is from the annotation of a GenBank genome assembly. Lineage: Eukaryota; Vitrellaceae.
CUACACUCCAUCAGGGAUCGUCGGGCCACGCGUCCUUUCAAUCGGAGGCUGUUUCGAGUCCUAGCACCCGUAGAUCAGCGACUGACCCGUCACGAGGCGGCGGCUGGAGACGAAGCCGCAUGAUAUGGGGCAGCGCAGGGGUGGUCGCCUGUGCCUGUCAGGGCUGCUCUUCCUCUCAUCUUUCGCUCUGCAUCGAACGGUGACUGCAGAAGACUCAGCGCAGGCAGGUGAGAAAGGUCCUGUCUGCACCAACUGCAAGGACAGACCCUUUCAUUUGCAGUGUGCCUUUGAUUCAGGGGCCAGUGUUCCUCCUGACGAUGGCGGUGCAGCAGAGGAGGUGUCGGACCUUCAGCUGUCUGGUGGAUCCACCUCUGCUCCACUCCUGGACUCGGACUUCGCAGCAGGUGGCGUCGAGUUGAGUUUCAACAUCCUGGCGAGUGAGGCGGCCAGCGACAUUGAGGCGCCCUCCAGCUGCCCCAAGGACGCCAUCGUGUUGGCUCUCGACGAGCACGGCAAAGGCACGCUGGCGUGGCCGGAAGGCGAAGCCAUGAACUGGAGACCGACACCAGUAUAUGAGGCCCAUAUCAAGGCGGCGAGCAUAGGCAUGGAGGCCAUGACCAUGGCGCGGAAGAACCGGGGAAAGCAGACACAGGCUCAAGAAAAAGAGGGGGACCAACGGCCAAGGGGCAUGCGGACGCCUGAUGGUCUCACGUUCGGUUGCCGCGCUAUUGGGAUGAACAGAGUUGUCCUGCCGAUCGACGGGGACAAGUGUGAGGUCGACGUCCUUGUCGCAGGUAGGUGAGCCAAAGCGUCAUUCGCAGCACCAUCCCAUUCUGCCCCUUUGAGCCGUGCAGACACCACCCCUCCUAGGCUUGACUGCCGCAAGGAAGUGCUGCUGUCAAUCGACAGAACAUCCAACAGGGCGACCCUCAAUGCCUCACAGAUCCUCAACGCAGCCAUCACGGACAACUGUUCGCCCCCUUCAGACCAAGAGAAGGAGGCUUCAGUCGCCCUCUUCAAUGGUAUCGUCAGCCAGGCGGAGUUCUCAUGCGGCGAUGUCGGCAAGAACGGCACAACGGUGGAGGUGAAAGCCGUGGACGUGUCGGGCAAUGAAGCCACGUGCCAGACCAACGUUAUCGUCAAAGGUAGAUAGGUACAAGGCAGCGAGGGUGCGUAUCCGCUCCUCUCCUCCCUCCUCUGCACUGCAUGUGUGUGCAGAUGAGGUCCCUCCCGUGCUGGAAUGUGAGAGGAGCAUCACGCUGCGGCUCAACCAGACAGGCCAGGCAUCCCUGGCACCGUCAGACCUCGGCGCCGCCACCGACAACUGCGCUGCCGCAGCGAGUGACGUCACUUACGUGUUGAGCAAGACGGAGGUUGGAUGCGAGGAAUCGUUUGGGGACUACCCGUUCCCCGUCACACUCAGCGCCCUCGAUGCUGCCGGAAACGUCGACAAGUGCGUCGCGACUGUGCAAGUGAAAGGUGACGCACGUACGAGCACAUUCACAGACAUGUGGACACGUGUGGGCUCUCUCUCUCUCUCCCUCUGUCUGUGCGUGUGUGGGUGUGUGUGCACAGAGGACUUGCCCCCCGAUCUUGAGUGUGCGAAAGACAGCCCCCCGACAGUCCAGCUGAAUGAGAAGGGCAAGGGAUGGCUGGAGGUGAAGGAUGUGGCAGAGGCCUGCGCUCCCAGGGACAACUGCAAUGUGGUUGUCAACGACAGCAUGUACCUGGACAGGUGGGAGUUCAACUGCAGCGACCUCGGCGAACAGACUGUUAUGUUUGGGAUGGACGACACACACGGCAACAAACUGGAAAAGAACAUCACCGUCAGAGUCGAAGGUAAUGACAGAAUUGUCAACGAUACCUGUCACCCCGGAAAUGGUGCAUGUCACGUCAGAUCCCCAUCUCCCGACGGCCGAGUGCGACGACGUCGUGCUCUCCGUAGACCAGGAGGGCAAGGCGUACACGAGCGGCAUCACGGUUGGCUCCCGGAGUCAGGACAACUGCGGGAUGCACAGGAUGGACGUCAGCAGAAAAGUCUUCACCUGCGACGAUGUGGGCAAGCACGAGCUGCAGCUGUGGGUCAAGGACGAGACGGACAACCAAGGCCAGUGCAAGGCCAAAGUCGUCAUCAAAGGUGGCUGGGGGUGGGGUGGGGUGGGGUGGGUGUCAGAGGGAGGGAGACACCAGCCGGACACGAGCACACACACAGAGAGCUCUGCCCUCCUUUGUGUGUCAUGUGUGUGUGCCAGACGACUCCCCUCCCGCCCCUCUCACCUGCAGCGACAUCACCAUCCCCUUCCCCUCCGACCCUUCCGCCACCAACGUCACACUCGACGACUGGAUGGCCUCCUACCUCGUCAUCAGCUCACACGACAACUGCCCACUCCGAGCCACAAUCGACCGCGACAACAUUUUCACACGCGACGAGGUCGGCACCACAGUGACGGUCAAGGUGGAGGCCGAGGACGUCGGGGGCAACAAGGCGCCGGGCGAUCCCUGCACGGCCAACGUCACGAUAGAGCGGCCCUUCGCGUGGCCGAAGGCGGCAUCGAGGGUCGAGAAAGACGCGGCCAUGGAGGCGGCGAUUGAGGAUUUGGUGGGUCGGAUGACGCUGAAGGAGAAGGUCAGCCAGAUGGUCAUGACGCUGCAGUCGUCGGUCGAGCCGGAGCAGCUCACGGACUGGCCACUCGGGGCCGUUCUCUCUGGUAAAUUGAACAGGCCAAAGCCGUUCUGUCGAUGCACUCGUACAAUCCUCUCGCAUUUCCUGGCUGCAGGAGGCGGCUCUUUCGUCGGUGACAAUGAGCCCGCGGAGUGGGUGGCACGCGCACAAGCCUUCCACGACGCUCUGGUCAACAUUCCAAAGGCAACGCAGCAGCGCCUGAACCGCACCAGGGGCAUCCCACUCGGAUGGGCCACGGACGCCGUGCACGGCCACAGUGUCUUGGACCACGCCACACUGUUCCCCCACAACAUUGGCCUUGGCUGUGCCAACGACACCGACCUGCUCGAGAGGAUCGGAGUUGCAACUGCCCAGCAAGUGGCUGCGACUGGCGUGGACUGGGCACUUGCGCCGGCGCUGAGCGUCCCCGAGAGCGUUCGCUGGGGACGGGUUUUUGAGGGCUACUCUGGUCAGUUGAUUCAGGGCUCACUCCUGGCACACAGGCGGUCGUUGUCUUCUCUCUGCAGAGGACGUCUAUACGGUCACCCACCUGGCGAGGUCGCUCAUCAGGGGACUGCAGGUACAUCCAUCCAUCCAUCGGGCCGCACACACGAUGUGUGGUGUCAUGUGUGCAGGGUGUGGUCAGGGUCAGCUCUAACGAAGCGUCUGCCGACGGUGCACAAGAGACACCAGCCCCAUCAGGACAGCGUCGUCUGGCCGGCGGCAGACACCUCCGUGAACCUGAUGAUGAGGGAAAGGACCAUCGUCUCUUAGCGCCUGAUGAAGAUAAGGGUUCAGACGAGGGAUUCCUGGGGCCGGCCAAGGUGAUAGCCACAGCCAAGCACUGGCUUGCCGAGGGGGCGACGAUGUGGGGACAGGACGUGGGAAACACAGUGGCCUCGCAGAAGACCCUGCUCUACAAACACGCCAAGCCGUAGGCACAUUCGUGGACGGCUGGGAGGAUGGUGUGGUGUGAUGGUGUCUGUUAUGUGUGUGUGUGUGUGUGUGUGCAGGUACUACCCAGCCAUAGAAGAGGGUGUGCAGACUAUCAUGGUGGCAAUGGGCUCUGUCAACGGCCGCAGGCUCCACGCGGACAAGUACUUCGUCACUGACGUGCUCAAGGGUCAGCUCGGCUUCGACGGCAUUGUGCUGGGGGACUGGUCGGCCCACCAGUUCAUCCCCGGCUGCUCGUACUACGGCUGCACACCAGCCGUCAACUCUGGCAUCGACAUCUUCAUGGCCACCUACCCCGAGCACUGGCAGAAGUUCAUUGAGAACACGAUGGAUGCCGUCGACAGCAGGGAGAUAGCCAUGUCGCGGAUUGACGACGCCGUCAGCCGCAUCCUGCGUGUCAAGAUGAGAUUCGGCAUCCUCAGCAUCGACCCAUCGGAGCCACCACGGCGUCCAUCACCGAAUGAGCGAGCGGCUGUGACACAGGCCAAGAAGGUGGGCUUCGACAAGUUCUUCCAGUCGGCGGAGCACGCGCUGCUGGCCCGUGAGGCGGUGCGCAAGUCCCUGGUGCUGCUCAAGAACAAUAAGGGCCCCUCCCUGCUGCCCCUGCGACGACACCAGCACGUUCUCGUUAUCGGCAACGGCGCAGACAACCUCGGCGUCCAAGCGGGAGGGUGGUCCAUCUAUUGGCAGGGCAUUGCAUCGAGCACGAGCGAGCUGGCCAAACAGCACUGGUUCAAGCAGGGGGUGACGCUGUACCAGGGCCUCCAGCAGCGUGUGGACAAUGGCCGGGUUUUGCUCGGUGGCCCUGUUGCUGCUGACAUCCCCAAGGAUGGCGAAUUCGACGUGGCUGUGGUGGCGGUGGGUGAGCGGCCCUAUGCCGAGUACAAGGGCGAUCUGGCCUUCCCCAAGACAAUUCGCUUCGAGGCCACACAAGGGGGUAUCGACGCCCUCAACAUCAUCCGCAAGCUGAGAGCCAUGCGGCCCGGCGUGCCGAUUGUGACGGUCCUAUUCACUGGGCGGCCUGUGAUGGCCAACCAGAUCAUCAACCUCUCGGACGCAGUCGUCGCGGCCUGGCUGCCCGGCAGCAUGGGCGGCAAGGGCAUCGCCGAUGUGCUUGUGGAGGGCACCGGGCUGGACUUCAGCGGCAGGCUGGCCUACACAUGGCCUAUGCAUCCCUGUGAUGACGCAUUGGGGGGAGUGGGGGGUGUGGAUGGUGUCGAGACGCCUUUUCCCUUUGGGCAUGGACUGACGAUGCGAGGGUGGGAUGGGCAGAGGGACAGGGUGGAGCGGCUGGAUGCGUACGCUGACAUUUAUCGGUGUGAGGUGCCUGAGGGAUUCGCAAUCAGCAAGCACAGAGCGCUACGGGAAGAGUAGACAGCGCAAGUGGGGGUGGUGUGCGUGUAUGUCCCUAUCUAUCAUUCAUCGUGGUGUCUGUUAGUCAACACAAUUAGUCGGUCGGCAUCCCAUCCUGUCUGUCU